Caenorhabditis briggsae is the source of this 267-nucleotide messenger RNA. It is a transcript of the gene Cbr-mai-1, whose product is annotated as Protein CBR-MAI-1. Gene Ontology annotation, cellular component: mitochondrion. The transcript has 2 exons. The coding region runs from base 1 to 267 and encodes 88 amino acids. The record is from RefSeq and is a predicted model, not a curated record. Gene Ontology annotation, biological process: negative regulation of ATP-dependent activity. Lineage: Eukaryota; Metazoa; Nematoda; Chromadorea; Rhabditida; Rhabditidae. Gene Ontology annotation, molecular function: ATPase inhibitor activity.
AUGUCCGGCUCUGGUAGUGGAAGUGGUGUUGGUCGUGGAGGAGGCUACGGUGGUGCGAUUCGAGAAGCUGGAGGAUCACUCGGGAUGCUAGGUGCCACUAGAGAAGAGGAAUACUUCCGACGGCAACAAAAGGAGCAGUUGGACAACCUGAAGAGCAAGCUGCAAUCAGAUAUGAACCAACGCCAAAAAGAGAUUCAGGAUCAUGACAAGGUUCUUCAACAACAUCAACAACGCCUGAAGGAGAUUGAGAAAGGACACGGGAAAUAG